Messenger RNA from Penicillium canariense, 4383 nucleotides. Its product is annotated as ubiquitin-binding TORC1 subunit KOG1. Lineage: Eukaryota; Fungi; Ascomycota; Eurotiomycetes; Eurotiales; Aspergillaceae. The record is from RefSeq and is a predicted model, not a curated record. The transcript is spliced from 5 exons. Gene Ontology annotation, molecular function: protein-macromolecule adaptor activity; protein binding. Gene Ontology annotation, cellular component: TORC1 complex; cytoplasm. Bases 1 to 4383 code for a protein of 1460 amino acids. Gene Ontology annotation, biological process: positive regulation of protein serine/threonine kinase activity; cellular response to starvation; positive regulation of cell growth.
AUGAGGGAUCCCACCGCAAACAUGGAAGAAACCUCCCAGCAGCCGGUGACCAACGGGUCGACCGAACCCCGCCGCCUCAAUAAAUCGGUCCGGGUCGCGUUUGAACCUGAGCUGGAAACAACCAUCCCCGCACGCGAACGAUCUCCAGCCCCAUUUAGCAGCCAUCAUCGUUCAUUCACUACGAUCGAGCAAAAGUCGUCAUCGCUGACACCGCCAGCUCGUCCUACGAGCUCCAGUGGGGAGAAUGCCGUGCUAGCGCUGGACGAGGCGCCUCGACGACCGUCCCCUCGGAGGUCGGAGAGCAGUCGACCAGCGAUGCUGAAGCGAGCAAGAAGUGAUUAUGGGCCUAGUCGCGUCACUUUCGACAACAUACCGGGUGAGGAUGAAGAAGAUUUUGCUAUGCGGCACGGAUGGCAGGAGGAAUACACCUCCAGCGAAUAUCUCAAGAUUCUGCACUCGAACUUCUACAUGUAUUUCACAGAGAAACGCCACGAGACGAACGGAAUUCCCCGCGAUCCCGCCGGAAGCUGGCCGAGCCAGGACUGGCGCAUGAAGGACAGGCUAAAAACCGUAUCUGCAGCCCUCGCAAUAUGUCUGAACAUCGGCGUUGAUCCCCCCGAUGUGGUUAAGACAAACCCAACCGCCAAGCUCGAAUGUUGGGUGGAUCCCACCUCGACCACCGGCGGGGGUCAGAACAAGAUCAUGGAGCAGAUCGGCAAGAAAUUGCAAGAACAGUAUGAGACGCUGAGUCUUCGCACCCGAUACAAGCAAUACCUAGAUCCAUCGGUCGAUGAGACCAAAAAAUUCUGCAUCUCUUUACGUCGGAAUGCCAAGGACGAGCGAGUGCUUCUACAUUACAAUGGCCACGGAGUGCCGUUGCCCACACAGUCGGGUGAAAUCUGGGUGUUCAACAAGAACUACACCCAGUAUAUCCCUGUACCUCUUUACGACCUGCAAUCUUGGCUAGCUGGCCCCAGUCUGUUCGUUUUCGACGUAUCACAUGCGGGGAACAUUGUUCAAAACUUCCAUACGUUUGUGGAGAAGCACGAGAAGGAGAAUGCGGAGGCGAAGAAACGCGACCCCAACGCCAUUGUGCAGAACUAUGGCGAUUGCAUCCUUCUUGCGGCAUGUCAAAAGACCGAGUCUCUCCCAACAAAUCCCGAUCUACCUGCCGAUCUCUUCACAUGUUGCCUGACUACUCCGAUUGAAAUUGCUCUGCGGUUUUUCAUUCUGCAGAACCCCUUGCGAACUGAUAUCUCUAUCGAUGAUUUCCGAGUCCCUGGGCGUCUUCAAGAUCGUCGCAGUCCGCUCGGAGAGCUUAAUUGGAUCUUCACAGCGAUUACUGAUACGAUCGCAUGGAACACUUUGCCUCGCACUCUGUUCAAGAAGCUUUUCCGACAAGAUCUGAUGGUCGCUGCUCUGUUUCGCAAUUUCUUGCUUAGCGAGCGCAUCAUGCGCACCUACAAAUGUCAUCCCAUCUCCUCGCCCGAACUCCCCGAGACGCAUCAUCACCCCCUCUGGAAGAGUUGGGAUCUUGCGGUGGAGAUGGUGCUGUCACAAUUGCCUGCCCUGAUCGAUCAAGAGGAAGGCCGCCGACAGUACGAAUAUCAGCAUUCCACGUUCUUCGCCGAGCAGCUCACUGCAUUUGAGGUUUAUCUCUCGUCUGGUCCCACCGAGAAGAACCCGCCGGACCAGCUACCUAUUGUCUUGCAGGUGCUUCUCAGCCAGGCACAUCGACUGCGUGCGUUGAUCUUGCUCAGCAAAUUUUUGGAUUUGGGUCCAUGGGCCGUCCACCUGGCACUGAGCAUUGGUAUCUUCCCAUACGUUGUCAAGCUGCUGCAGUCAGCUGCCCAAGAAUUGAAGCCUGUCAUGGUUUUCAUCUGGGCUCGGAUCAUGGCUGUGGAUCACACGGUUCAGAACGAUCUGCUCAAAGACAAUGGUAUCCACUACUUUAUCUCGAUUCUCAACCCAUCUUCUCCCAUCCCUGUGGGAAAUGCCAGCGAGCACCGCGCCAUGUGCGCCUUCAUUGUCUCCAUAUUUUGCAAGAGCUAUCCUCAAGGCCAGAACGUGUGUCUUUCUGGUGAAUUAUUUGACUCGUGCUUGAGACAUCUGGGUGACGUUGAAAAUCCCUUGCUGCGACAGUGGUCAUGCCUUUGCCUCAGCAUGCUCUGGUGUGACUUCCCGGAAGCUAAGUGGAUGGGCAUUCGAUGCGCAGCCCCCGCGCGACUUUGUGAAUUGAACUUCGACCCUGUUCCAGAAGUUCGCGCUGCUAUGCUGCAUGCAGUCACUACAUUCAUUGGUAUCCCUGACCUGACUGACCAGGUGGCCCAGAUCGAGGAGUCUUUGGCUCUGGCGGUCUUGCCUAUGGCAGCGGAUGGUAGCGUGCUUGUCCGAAAGGAGCUCAUUAUCUUCUUCUCGACUUUUGUCAAGCGUCAUCAGAACAAGUUUGUGGUGGCUGCAUAUGAAGAACUGCAGGAUGAGAAACGAUCCCUCAUCCACCGUCUGCAGAGCGCCACGUCUCAGACUGGCCGGCUCGAGACCAAAAAGGGUGACCUGGUCUCCGAUACAAAGCAGACGCAGUUGUCUCGGAACACAACAUUCGGAACUAUUUGGAAACAGGUUUUGACCCUCUCUGUUGACCCGCACCCUGACAUUGCCCAGGACGCCGGCAUAAUCGUUGAUUACAUCCACCUAGCUCUUCUGGAGUCACCACUGUCGACUCUUGCUGACAAAAUCAGAAUUGAGAUCCUGGAUCUCACAAGCCAUAUGUCACAACGGUACCAGGUUCAAGAACAAUCAGAGACGAAGAAAUUAGCACCGCCCUCAACACCCCCAUCAUCUACCACAGUGCCUGCCAAGCAAGAAGGCUAUCUUUCAUUAGGGUUCAGGCGCACCGCCAGUGUUGCCGCCUCCCUGAAGAACCUCGCUUUCGGUGGCUCUAUGACCGAUUUAUCCUCAGAAACCUCUACUCCUCCCUCGCCCUCCUCCAAGAGUCGCAUGCCUAUGACUCCACGCGGCCGCGCUCCUCCUGAGUGGACUCGUCCCCCAGAGGUGAACGACAUGGUAGCCCCGGCAACUGCUUACAACCAAGCUCCUACUCCGACGUCUCGAGGCUUUGCUCCUAGGAACCCAGAGGUGGCACCGAUGAUCCCAUUGAAAAGCAGAUUCCUAGACUGGUCAACAGAGGUAAUCCCAAUCUUCAUUUACAAACCCGUCGAGUCCGCCGUGGACGCCCAGGAUAAUGAUGACCCUUUACUUACCAUCGAAAAGUAUUUCCGGGAGCCCCAGAUGAAACCCAACGAACCCGACGAGCCUGGCAGUUCGGAUUACAACGCGCGACUCUGGCGACGCAGCCGCAAUGAGAAGAUCAUUGCGGAGACACAGCCUCUGAAGGGUAAGGCCGGCACAAGCCGGUGGGAUAACUCGAUCACUCUGCUGUCAAAUAGCAGCCAACCGCUGAAGAUGUGCUUCCAUCAAUUCGAGGAUCACCUUGCCGUGGCGGAUGAUCGGGAUACCAUUGCGAUCUGGGAUUGGCAGAAUCAUAAGCGGCUGAACCAGUUCUCCAAUGGCAACCCUGUGGGAUCGAAGAUCAACGAAGUUCGCUACAUCAAUGAGGAUGAUCAGGCCCUCCUGUUGACUGGAUCUUCUGAUGGUGUGCUAAAGCUUUUCCGCCACUACGAGUCGGCGAAGAGCAUUGAGAUCGUGACCGCUUUCCGGGCCUUGCCCGAACUGAUUCCCAGCAACCGGAAUGCAGGCCUUGUGCUUGACUGGCAACAGGGACAAGGGAAAGCUCUGGUUGCAGGAGACGUAAAGGUGAUUCGAGUGUGGAACGCAGCUACUGAAGUCUGCACUAAUGACAUCCCCGCCCGCUCCGGCUCUUGUAUCACUUCCUUGACGUCUGACCAAGUUGCUGGCAACAUUUUUGUCGCUGGCUUCGGUGACGGCGCCGUCCGCGUUUUCGACCAGCGCCUCAAGCCAACCACCUCCAUGGUGAAGGUCUGGCGCGAACACAAGCAGUGGAUCACCAACGUCCACAUGCAGCGUGGCGGUUUGCGAGAGCUCAUCUCAGGUAGCCGCAAUGGCGAGAUCCGCCUGUGGGAUCUCCGCAUGGACAGCGCGCUUUCUACCAUCUAUGCAACCAAAAACACCCUCCGCACCUUGAGCGUCCACGAACACGCCCCAGUCUUCAGCAUGGGCACAAACCGCCACGAGGUCAAGACCUUCAACGUCGACGGUACCUAUCUCUCCACCUUUGAGCCGUACUCGAGCUUCCUCCACCACAACCGCUCCUCCCCCAUCGCCAGCACGGCCUUCCACCCGCACCGCACCAUGCUCGCAUGCGCGGCGCUGAAUGACCAUCACAUCAACCUCGUGUCUUGCUAG